UUUUUUUCCCUCCUCCGUACGCUGCGUUUUAGACCAAAAUAUAUUUUUUAAAAUUACGAUUUAUAUAAUUAACCACGAAACGGAGAUUACAAACUUGAUUUAAACAAAAUUAUACAAAUCGAACAUUAUGAAACUAGCUUUGUUCGUCCACCGUACCGACACGUUCCGCUAGAGCGCUUUGAUAUCAUCAAACUAUCAUCAACUGUUUUCUGCCACCAAUAAUAACCACUAAAGGGUGAGGUUUACUUCGUUGCCUCGGAUGCCGGUUCUUUUUUUGGUGUCAUCGACGGAGUAGCUAGCCUCUGAUGAUCGCUUCAAGCUCGCUUUCUUCACUGACUUAAAGCGCUGAAAUGAGAGAAGAAAUAGCAUACCUAAGGAGCCAUUCAGCCUCGACAUAUAUAUGCAUGGGGAUGCCAAACGCUCAGCUUUACCAUAACAAUCUGCAAAUUAUUUUAUCGGAAUCGAAUACUGUUCUCUCCGCGCAAUCUCAUAGUGUAAAUCAAUAUGUAAACCUCUUUCCAUAUAGAGUGCUAGUUGUAGAACAAAGAGUAACAAAAAAAAAAGAAUUAAGAAGAAUAUGCUUAUGAAAAACUGUGCCGGAAUUUUUACUUUUUCAAAACUUGGAAAUAUAAAAUUUUGUAAAUGUAAAAGCAGCGAGAAGUCAUAAACCUGCAUGCAUCCAAUCAUAUUCUCUUGUUUAAAACUUUUCUUCGAAUUUUGUGUUACAUUAGUAUACAAGAAGAAAACUUUAAAACAAAAAAAAGAAGAAAAAAACUUAUAAAUACAUUGUACAGAAGCUGGAGAGCCCUAGAUAUCUAGUUGAAUCAAACACGAAUCAUGGCGCUUCGUAUCAACAACGUGAGGUUCCUUCUUGUUGUUGCUACAAUACUCGUGAUUGUGAUCGCUUCCGUAGCUGGAGAAGCUUUCCCGGAUGAUUCUCAGGUGAAGCAAGAUUCAGCAAAAAGAGAUAUGAAUUGGGAAGAAGUGUUUCACGCUGACUAUGGUGUUUGGAGCCCGACUCCAAUAGUUCGAAGAGGUAAUCCAAAACCUAUUCUUCGAGAUAUUACACGGCCACCACCUUAAUCGAUUGUCUAAGGGAUAACCAACUUCGAGGUUAUUGAUUACUUUGUCAACGAGCAACUCUCUAUUUUAGUUCGGAAUAGUUAAUAGGAUUUCUUGAUACGUUGUGGUGUUUUACGUUUUCAUGUUGUCUUUCUAAGCAUCUACAUAUGAUAAACUAUUUAAGAACUUCGAUCUAACCAGAUUGUCUGGGUGCAUGCUUUCUUGUUUAUCUGUUUGAAAUGAUGAUUUUUUUUUUUUUUUGUCACUGAAAACUUCAUUAAUAAUAAUAGGUAGGGGAUGGGCCAAAUAAGGUCCAAGCCCAAGGGUUCAAUACAGAAGAUAUGAAAAACGCAGAGAUUCUUUUGCGAGAUUAUUCGCUUCCACAUUCAGAGAACGAGAGAUAUGCGCAAAAGAGAUUGAUGCAAACUCAGUAGAUAUCGAUCGGAUGUCUUUCACAAUACCGAUGAUUUCCUUAGUCUGAGUGAUGCCGGAGAUUGCUCGGAUGAGCGUUAAGUUGUCGGAGAGCACCUCAAGAGAGCUGAACUCCAAAUUGAUCGCCAUACACAUAGCUGAUCUGACUGCAGAAGCCUCUGCAACUAGAGGGGAGCCUAUCGAAGCUUCACACAUCGAUCCUUUGAUGGGAGAUUCGAGUUUCGGACCCGAGAACACCCACCCUAGUCCUGCUACGAGCUUUUCCUUGUGCCACGCCGCGUCUGUUUGAAAUGAUGAUAAAAGAAAAUAUUACUACAUAUCCAGCUUUAGCAUUCAUGCCUUUCUUAACUUAGUGUUCUUACUUUCAAUUGGC
Messenger RNA from Brassica napus (rape), 1867 nucleotides. RefSeq lists its product as uncharacterized. The record is from RefSeq and is a predicted model, not a curated record. The transcript has a single exon. NCBI's taxonomy places the organism in Eukaryota, Viridiplantae, Streptophyta, Magnoliopsida, Brassicales, Brassicaceae. Bases 838 to 1083 code for a protein of 81 amino acids.